Messenger RNA from Alternaria triticimaculans, 1470 nucleotides. RefSeq lists its product as uncharacterized. Bases 1 to 1470 code for a protein of 489 amino acids. Lineage: Eukaryota; Fungi; Ascomycota; Dothideomycetes; Pleosporales; Pleosporaceae. The transcript has a single exon. The record is from RefSeq and is a predicted model, not a curated record.
AUGCCGACCCACGAAGUUCUUCCCGAUCCGUGCUUCUCGCUGCUCUUGUCUCUGCCGAGAGAACUCCGCGAUCGCGUCUACACAUAUGCCCUGGUUUCCAACACGCCGUUCCUGUGGCCCGGUGCCGUGUCCCAAUCCGCGUACAGCAAACAUCGCCAUGUCAGCGUGAACCUCCUCCGGACCAACAGGCAGGUUCACGACGAAGCCGUGAUUGUCUUGUAUGCACAGAACAAGUUUCUAUUCACACAUCCCAGCGACUGCAACAUCUUCCGCGUCGUCACGUCUCCCGCCUCCGCAAACAUAACGAGCGUGUACAUCCGCAUAAAGGACAAGGACCUGCCAUUAUGGACGGAAUAUAUGGGAAGCGGGAAGGAAGUGAGGAGCCUAAGAGCUGAUCUGCCCAAGUUGAAGAGUCUCUGGGUAUUCCUUAAAUUGGGAAUGUGCCCACACUUCAUGUCAGGCGUACUGGCUGGGAUACAACGCCCAAUGCUCGGACCCCAACCAGCGGGACACCUACCGGCGGUUCAGAAUGCUGUGGGACAUCAGAUACACACCCUACAGCAACAUGUCCAGAACGCCAUAAACCAGGUCAUGACUACCGCCGGCGUGCAAAUCGUCGGUGGCACAGGCGGCCAUGCGCAUACUCCUGCCAACGCGAAUCAGGUCCCGCCUCCGCCCCCGCCAGCUCCCGCUAUGCCGUUUCCGCAAUUCAUGCAAGGAGCGUUAGGCAUGGGCGGCCAUGGACAGCAGCACCAACAAGCGAUGCCAGCACCGCACGCCCACGGCCAGCACAACCACCCGCCGAACCCCAGUCCGCUAGCACAACAUCUCCAAGCCCAACAGGACAAUUCCACCGUCCAGGUCAUACACCCACCUGCUCAGCAAACACCACCACCUACAACCCCCACAAACAGCACAGACCCCAACAAGCUCUACUCCGGCAUGAUCCGCUCCAACCGCUUCAAAGUCGUCACAUCACUCUGCCUCCAACUCCACGACGUCCUCCACACCAAACCCCCUCCGUCUGCGCUAUCCCCCGUAUCCUCCACUUCCAUCACCCCUACUGAAUCGUUCGGCACACGACUACGCCAAAUCUCACAACAUCGACUAGUCACCCUCGAUCGACCCUGGACUGAUCCAACUACUGGUGCUAGCGCCACGUCCGGUAACCCCUCCCGCCCCCCCAGCGACCCCAAGUCUUUCCCCAAAACAACGAAAAUUGAGACCCUUCCACCGCCGUCCAACCCGGAGAUCAAGAUUGUGACUAUAGUACGACCGGGCAAGAGAUUCGUCAAGAGGCUACUUGAGACUUUUCCGGAUGAGCUGGAGGUUGAUCCCGUGACAAAGGAUGCGAGGACGAGGUUUAGGAAGAUGCAUGGCGUGGAUGUUAGUUGGGAGUUUAAUGGGUUGAGUGAUAUGGAGGCGAGCAGCGCGGGAGGGGUUGUGGUUCCUUGGGAUGGUGGGUGGUGA